This is a messenger RNA of Limanda limanda (common dab), 1484 nucleotides long. RefSeq names its product coronin, actin binding protein, 2Ba (gene coro2ba). The transcript is spliced from 11 exons. The coding region runs from base 1 to 1431 and encodes 476 amino acids. The record is from RefSeq and is a predicted model, not a curated record. Gene Ontology annotation, biological process: actin filament organization. Gene Ontology annotation, molecular function: actin filament binding. NCBI's taxonomy places the organism in Eukaryota, Metazoa, Chordata, Actinopteri, Pleuronectiformes, Pleuronectidae.
AUGUCAUGGCGUCCGACCUACCGAAGCUCCAAGUUUCGAAAUGUCUACGGGAAGGUCACCAACCGGGAGCACUGCUUCGACGGUGUCCCCAUCACCAAGAACGUCCAUGACAACCACUUCUGUGCCGUCAACUCCAAGUUCCUCGCGGUGGUCACGGAGAGUUCGGGCGGAGGAUCUUUCAUCGUCAUCCCUGUGGUUCAGGCCGGCCGCCUGGACUCUCACUACCCAAAGGUGUGUGGUCACCAAGGCAACGUGCUGGACAUCAAAUGGAAUCCGUUCUUUGAAAACAUCAUCGCCUCUUGCUCCGAGGACACGUCGGUGCGAGUAUGGGAGAUCCCAGAGGGCGGUCUGAGGCGCAACAUGAACGAGGCGGUGCUGGAGCUGUACGGGCACAGCAGACGUGUUGGUCUGAUCGAGUGGCAUCCCACCAGCAGCGGCAUCCUCUUCAGCGCCGGCUACGACUACAAGAUCCUGAUCUGGAACCUGGAGAUCGGAGAGCCGGUGAAAAUGAUCGACUGUCACCACGACGUGAUCCUCAGCAUGUCCUUCAACACGGACGGCAGCCUGCUGGCCACCAGCUGCAAGGACAAGACGCUGCGAGUCAUCGAGCCGCGCUCCGGCAGAGUCCUGCAGCAAGCCAGCUGUAAGAACCACCGUGUAAACCGAGUGGUUUUCCUGGGCAACAUGAAGCGGCUGCUCACCACGGGGGUUUCUCGCUGGAACACCCGGCAGAUCGCUCUGUGGGAUCAGGAGGAUUUGUCGAUGCCAAUUGCGGAGGAGGAUAUAGACGGGCUCUCAGGGCUGUUGUUUCCCUUCUACGACGCUGACACACACAUGCUGUACCUGGCAGGAAAGGGGGACGGUAACAUCCGUUACUUUGAGAUCACCACGGAGAAGCCCUACUUGCAGUAUCUGAUGGAGUUCAGGUCCCCGGCUCCACAGAAAGGACUGGGCGUGAUGCCCAAGCACGGGCUGGACGUGUCGGCCUGCGAGGUGUUCCGCUUCUACAAGCUCGUCACCCUGAAGGGUUUGAUCGAACCCAUUUCCAUGAUCGUGCCGAGGAGGUCAGACACAUACCAGGAGGACAUCUACCCCAUGACAGCAGGAACAGAACCGGCGCUCUCUGCCAGCGAAUGGCUGAGCGGCAUCGACAGAGACCCAGUGUUGAUGUCUCUGAAGGAAGGUUACCAGCGGCCAAACCAGUUAGUGUUCAAGGCCCCGGUGAAGGAGAAGAAGAGCGUGGUGGUGAACGGCAUCGACCUGCUGGAGAACGUCCCCCCCAGGACAGAGAACGAGCUCCUGCGGAUGUUCUUCCGGCAGCAGGACGAGCUCCGGCGGCUGAAGGAGGAGCUUAGCACCAAGGACGUGCGAAUACGCCAACUGGAGCUGGAGCUCAACAACCUGAAGAACGUUAGCCCCAACAACGUGUGACCUCGCAGCCUCCUGGACUGACACAGCUGCUUCCUCUGCCUCCGAGUCUGACC